UCGAUUAUCAACGACGAUUAACGCACUAUCUAGCUGUGCGAGGGUUCUUCCUAAUUCCAACACGGGACGAGAUCAGUUCGCCAAUUACCAGCGAUACAAACAGAAUGAAGUUGCUAGGGGUUUUGCUGCUGUGUGCGGUCGUGGUAGCGCUGCCGACCGCCGUAAAAAAGAUUGACCCUGGCUUCGAUAUUUCCGAUAAUGGUCUUACGGGCUCCGAGAGGCUCUCAGCAGGAGUUGAAUUCCUUAUCAACCAGUUGAUCCGUCAGCUAUUCAACUAUAUCCGUCUCAUCAUCAACAAUGGAUCCGCACUAUUUGGCAUUCCACCUCUAGACCCCUUAUUCUUGGAGGAAUUCCACCUUUACCUUCCAUUGGGACUCAUCAACCUCGACCUAGACCUAAAGAAUGCCUUGGUGACUGGUAUCGGCGGAUUUCACGUGCACACCAGCAGAUUCACGCCUUCGGAACUGUCUUUCGCGUUGGACAUCUCUGUACCCAGCAUUGUGAUCGAAUCCGAGAGCUACGAUUUGGUCGGAGAUCUGCUGACUGCUAUUCCUCUGUACGGAAAAGGCAAAGCAAGAUUCCAAAUUGAUGAUUUCCGCUUCAGUGGAACGUUGAUCCUGAAGCAAUCGGAAGACGGCCAGUCAGUGCUAGUCGACAGAGUCAUCAACUCUUCUUACGAGAUUCCUUAUUUCAAGUCCGAGCUGACCGGCGUGAUCGGAGGCGGUGACAUCGACAAGGUAGUAAACGCCAUGCUCGAGGACGUGAUCAUCGACUACGCCAACCGCUUCCAGGGCGCCAUCGCCGCCGCCGUGUCGUUCGCGCUGCCAGCGGUCGCCAAUCCCGUGCUCUCAGAACUCGACACCUGGAAAUACAUCGAUAGAUUCGUCUAACCUCUCAGCUGCACUUCAUUAGGAUAAGUCGUGCUAACUAGAUUUACUGAUUUAUGAGACAAAUGUUGUGACCCCCCUAUAGGUUUUAGAAAAACACGUUAUCGUUUUAAACAUCAAGUAUGGAACGAAUUGUACAAUAAACCACACAAAUAAA
Messenger RNA from Cydia pomonella (codling moth), 1044 nucleotides. RefSeq lists its product as uncharacterized. The record is from RefSeq and is a predicted model, not a curated record. The coding region runs from base 105 to 890 and encodes 261 amino acids. The transcript has 7 exons. Lineage: Eukaryota; Metazoa; Arthropoda; Insecta; Lepidoptera; Tortricidae.